GGUAGCUCGUGAGAUCAUUUUUCCAGUGGAACCCACUAACUUACCGACUCCAGCAACUAUUGAUUCAAGCACCGAAGCUAGAGCCCCUUCUUUCGUAGAUAUGAGGGAACCCGGUCCUUCUUCUGUCAAAGAGACACAAUAUCCGGCUGCUCAAGUUCUUGCGGAAGGAAACCCUCCUCGGAGUGGCACAACUAACUCUGAUUCUGUAGCCACAGUUUCUGAUCUGUUGUCUUUUGAGAAAAUCCUGCCGUAUAAGUUAACAUUAAUGAGGAAUUCCAUGUCAGCAGCUGUCCAUAUGUUUAAAGAUCCCAAUCAAUGGUCAGAUCUAAACAUUGCUAUAGAGGUCUUGAAUAGUGCGGCAAGGAUGGCCAAACUUAAUGUUUCUCCUUUACGCGGUUCUCUCUUAAGAUUUCAUAAUUCGGUUACCGCGUUAAAAUCAGCAGAAAGCAUAGUUGUUGCUCCGAAGAUUCUGGAAUAUGGAAGACAGCUGACAUCUUCCAAAGAGAAAGCUUCCCACAUUGCUUCUGUAGUUUCCAAAUAUGAUCAAGAACAGUUAUCCCUUCAAGAUCAACUAAAAGCCUCUACCAAUAAUAUAACAAAUAUUCAUAAUCCGAUUGCUCUUCUAAAUAAGGAAAUUUAGCAAGAGGAGUUGAAUAUAAAGAAUAUCCAGGAGAAGAUGCAGGUGAAUAUUCAUUCUGCAAACGCCAAGCGAUCUGAGCUGAUUAAAAAUGAAGAACUGAUUGCCUCUUUGGAGAGGAAACUAGCCGGUGUUCCUGAUCAUGCAAAAAUUAUCUUUGAGGCUAAAAUAAAACACGUUGCAGCUCAGGUUCAACUCACAGAAGAUUUACAAAAAUAUUUGGCAGCACUAGGCAUGGCAGAAGAGUUGUGAAGACUUUGUUCUGUUUUCUUUUGUGAUCAGAUGUAAUUUUCUUUUGAACUACAAGACAUAUAAAUGCAUCUCAAUGUUUUGGAAUACUAAUUUCUUCUGAGA
Molecule: messenger RNA, 991 nt
Organism: Magnolia sinica
Lineage: Eukaryota; Viridiplantae; Streptophyta; Magnoliopsida; Magnoliales; Magnoliaceae
Exons: 2
Coding region: 101-640 (179 amino acids)
Source: RefSeq, a predicted model, not a curated record